This is a messenger RNA of Neocloeon triangulifer, 2044 nucleotides long. RefSeq lists its product as uncharacterized. The record is from RefSeq and is a predicted model, not a curated record. NCBI's taxonomy places the organism in Eukaryota, Metazoa, Arthropoda, Insecta, Ephemeroptera, Baetidae. The transcript is spliced from 11 exons. The coding region runs from base 56 to 1735 and encodes 559 amino acids. Gene Ontology annotation, molecular function: CoA-ligase activity.
UAAUUUUGCGUGUGCAGUCUUGAAAUCAACCUGCCAGCUUCAAGCUGUUGGAAAAAUGUCACCGCAAAAUGGAAUUUACACCUCGCCGAUACACUUUGAUCCAUCCACAAUUGAAAAUUGCUUAGUGUCUGAUUUCAUUUUCAAAAUCAUCCGAAAAAAUAGAGAUCAGCUGAAGGACAAGGAAUGGAUGAUCGACGCCAAUACGGGUGCUAAAGUCUUGUUCAAAGACGUUGAGGUGGACUCGAAAAGGAUUGCAAGUGGUUUGGCGCGACUCGGUUUUAAAAAGCAAGACGUACUUUUCUAUGUGACCUACGAGACUGCCGUUUUGUACCUGGUGCACGUCGGAGUGUGGAGCUUGAAUGGUGCUGUUCGAGGGUGCUACCAGAAAGAGUCUAUUGAGGAAUAUGCUCGUCAGAUAAUAGAAACAAAGGCAAAUUUCGUGUUGGUUGACGAAAAGACGGCAGACAUCCUUGCUCAGGCUAUUAAACUUGUAGACUGGCCAAUAAAAGUGAUAACGUUUGGCGACGUGGAUUUGCCUGGAUCAUCUUCAGUAAAAACACUACUGGAAGAUGAUGGCUCUGCUUAUCCUGCAAAAGUUGAAUUUGACUGGAAAGAAGACGUGGCGUGCAUCCCAAAUAGUAGCGGAAGCACAGGCCUACCAAAAGGCGCUUUACACACACAUUUCAAUUUGAUUUUAACGACUUCGCUGUUUCCCGGGAUUAAGGAAUUCUCGUUGACGUUCAUGACCCCCAUGUCAAAUCACGCCGUGGGGUGCCACAUUUUUGCUGUGCACAGCGUAGUGCACGGAUGCACCCUAAUACAUUUGGGCACAUUUGAAAAGGAAAAGUACUUUGACUACAUUGAAAAAUUUAAGCCUGAAAAUGUUCUCAUGUAUCCGUUUGUUGCAACCUGGUUUGCGAGGAGCGACAAACUGAAUUCGAGCGACCUCAGUUGCAUCAAAGUCAUCAGUGUCGCUGGAUCUGUUCUGGACCCGACCACUGCUGAAUUGUUGGCCGCAAAAUUGCCUCAAAUAAAAUUUAACCAGGUGUAUGGAAUGACGGAAUUACUGAAUAUUACAUGCACAUUGAUUGGCGAGGAAACCGACGAAGAGAACAAAUGCAGAAAAAUUGUGUGCAUCGAAAACGGAGAUGAACUGUGCGUUUCUUCAGGGAAAAUCGCUCCCACAGUGCAAGUAAAAAUCGUAGACGUAUCUUCCGGCGAGUGCCUUGGACCUUGCAAAAGAGGCCAAAUUCUUGUCAAGUCACUCACUACAAUGAAAGGGUACUUGACUAAUAAUUCCGACUCGCCAUCGCAGUCAGCAAUUGAUGCUGAUGGCUGGCUUCACACUGGCGAUAUCGGCUUUUUUGAUGACAAGGGAAAUCUUUACAUUAAAGAGCGCGUGAGCAUCUUGUUCAAGUAUUUUAUGUUCAUUGUGUCGCCAACCGAAAUCGAGGUGGUUCUGCAAAAACACCCCGACGUGAUGCAAGUUGGAGUUGUAGGAGUUCCGCAUCCCGAAAGCACCAGCCUUGCAACAGCCUUUGUAGUUCGAAAGCCAGGAGGCAAGUGCACCGAGCAAGAGCUUUGCCAAUAUGUAGCAGAGAAGCUGCCAAGCUACAAGCAUUUGCAUGGCGGAGUCAAAUUUAUUGACAAACUGCCAGAGAGCAGAGGAAAUAAGCUGGACAGAGCAGCGCUGAAGAAUUACGCAAUAGAGGAAUAUAAGUAUAAUGGAAAUUAAUCAAUUCCGGAAUCGGGACGUAUUUAUUUAUACGUAGAAUGAUUUUUAUAUGUAAAAAAAUUAAUGUAAAAUGAAUUUUAUAAGUUCAUUUAUCUUUGUGUUUCUUUUUUAUAUUUUUCAUCUUGAAUAAAAAAAUUAUAAAAUUUAAUAUAUCAUUUAAAAUAAGGAACCAAAAUGCUAUUAAUCAUUUCCUAUCAAUAAGUGUGUAUUUCAAGGGUGAAAUAGGUCCUUGUAGAGCUUUGCUGACAAGUUUUACAUCAGGUUGGUGCCAUUCCAGUUUGAAACUCAAAAGCAUCUGUAAAUAAUUGC